Messenger RNA from Amphimedon queenslandica, 8074 nucleotides. Its product is annotated as mucin-17-like. The transcript has 31 exons. Lineage: Eukaryota; Metazoa; Porifera; Demospongiae; Haplosclerida; Niphatidae. Gene Ontology annotation, cellular component: nucleus; chromosome, telomeric repeat region. The record is from RefSeq and is a predicted model, not a curated record. The coding region runs from base 63 to 7883 and encodes 2606 amino acids. Gene Ontology annotation, biological process: telomere maintenance.
UUUUGCUCUAGUGUUAAUGUUGGCGGCAAUUUCCCGCCAAAGUGGGCGACAGGCCGAGCAGCAUGACUGAAGUCAAAGUCGAGUCUCUCUCCUCCUCAGUGUCCCUCAUACUGUCCGAGGAGUCUUCAGUCACUGAUAAGCAGAAUGCUUAUUCUCUGUUGUCAAGCACUCUUAAGACUGUUAGUUCUAACGUGAUCGUUCCCGAGGAGAUAUCCUCCCGCCAUUUAGAACUACUGGAGGCCAGUCUCCAUUAUAUCGAGAAAGGCUCACCUCUCACUUUAGCAUCUUUACAACUGUUGGGCUAUAUUCUAUUUAAUGAGCACCUUGUCAAGUCUCUCGAUGGCGACGUAGUAAAGAGGAUAUUGAAAGUUAUUCUAGAUGUGAUUCGUUCCGAGUCUUGUUCCAAAGUCGUCUGUACAAGGGCCUUAUGGUGCCUCUCCAGCCAAAAUAUUGACAGACACACUAUGAAUAAAAAUAUAUUUGAUGUUCUGAGGGUCGUUCGGGCUCUUAAAGGUACUCACCUUAUCCAGGCAUCAAGCGUCACUUCAGAAAUACUCGGGAUUUUGAAUAAGUUAAAGCUGCAGUGCAGUAAGAAGUUCAAUGAGUUGGUUCAUAUUUGGUAUGAGCCACUCCUACUGGUUUAUUUCAGUAAAAAUGUUAAAGCUCAGCAAAGAGGUAUUGAGAUAUUAAUUGAAAUGGAAGAAAUUAUAAAAAAUAGUAAAGAACUUAAUAUAUGGCUCCACACUGAAGUCAAGAAUACUCUCAUCCAUCAGAUGCUGGCGUCAAAGGUUAUUGAUUGGUCACUUUUAUUGAAAAUAUGGUGCCACUUUGUCAGAAUAUUAGGAAAAACUCUUCGUAGAUCAAGUACUUUACUUAACGAAAUGUUAAAGAUUCCUGAAAGAGGAUUCAAGAACAGUUCACCAGCUGUUCAAAUUAACACCUACGUCUCAUGGAAAGAACUCAUACUAGACUUCUCACUUGAUUCAAAUGUUAUAACUAAUGAAAAGAAAAUGAAGUGUCUACUCUUUCCUUUUGUGAACUACGCUACUAAGAACCGAAUACAGUCAGUGGAUGAAACCCGUCUGACGACCUGGUGGUACUUUAUAACCUGUUUAGUACCUCACAUUAAUGCCAACAAUAAAAGAAAGAUAAUUAAUGAGGUUGUGUCACCAUUUUUCUUGUUCUGCCUUGGAACAGACCCAAAGAGAUCCCUCUCCCUCCUCCAUGUUAUUUCUGAUGAUGGUCUCUCACUAAAAGAGAAAUACGACACCAUCAUACCCUCUCCCUCAUCCACUGAUACUCCCUCAAAUUCCAAGAAGCUCUUUGAUCCACCUGUUUCAUUUAUUGCCACCGGCUGUGCAGCGUCUCUUCUGUUGCUAGGGAUUAAUAAUAUUAAAAUUAACGAGUCAUUGUUGUCAACUGCUACUUGUAUUAAGACCACGCCCAUAUCCUCGGAGAUUAGUAACGUAUUAUUAAUAUUUGUUGAAGGACUCUUGACCAAUAGAUCAGUUCUUCCUCUGAAUACAGUUCAAGAUGUGGUUUAUGACAUAUUGGUGGGUGUGGUCACACCGUUAGUGGCCACACCCUCAAGUAGUACACCCCCACAUUUAAUUAGCUCGUUAAUAUUUAUAUUGUUGACUGAAGACAAGCUUUUUUCUAGAGAGAGACAGAUUGCAUUACUUUGUUUGUUGAGUAAAUUCCAGUCAUUAUUACUGAGUAAUGUCAUUAAUAAUUAUAUUAAAACUGACAGUAACAUGGCUUGGAGCGUCCUCUUUGAAAAAUGUCUCCUUUUCUUGUUCUGUGGGAUCAAAGAGGAAAAUGAUCUCAUUGCACUUUGCAAUUCGCUAAUCGCCGUGGCAACCAGCCCCAGACAGCAAGGGGGCAUGGUCAUAUCUAACGUAGAAUGUCUGGUUAAUUACAAGAAAUUGAUUGAAUUAAUUAAUAAUAAAUACAAGGACUUGGCGGAUAGAGAUGAAACCCAUUGCUCUGAAAUCAUACAGCAGCUGUGGAUUAAAAUUACUAAAUACUUCGUGUCAUUUUUAAAAGACUCUGGGCAGGUCAGAGAUAACCUUAACAGCCUUGGUGUGACUGAGUCUGAUUUUAAAAUAGUUCGAAAGAUGAUUCAGUUUCCCUUUCUGUUUAGUUUAACUAAAGAUGUAGUCAAUGUCUGGAAGGAGUUGUAUCAAAUGGUACACGUCAAAUUGACACUGCAUUUAAAAGAUCCUAACAUUGCAGCUAAAAUGGUAUCAGAAGAUGUCAAUGCAGCUGUUUCACUUGAUGACAAGUGGCUUCAAUGGAAAGAGAAUUUUGACACUGAAGAAAGAUUGAAAGAAGUUGAUGUUCAUCUCAGUUCAAUUUGUGAAGCUUUGAUUCAAGUACUAGACACUAGUCACUCUAAGGCUUCAAUUAGAGUGGGAGGAGCUAAGGAGGCUUGUCCUUAUAGAGUCUGCACUAAUAAUGUUGGAUUCAUUUUGAAAUGUGUCCACAUUAAACUCCAUAGACUACUCAAUGAGAACAUCUACAAAUCAAGUACUUCAUUGCCUCUGUCUCUGCCACUGUCAGUUGACAUCACUUGCAAGUUAUACAAUUCAUUGUCUCACAAUGACUCCAUAGUCACUGUCACUUCUCUUCUCUCGCAUCCUCUGGCCCUCUUGAUGAAACAGUUACUCUCUUCUCCUCUUUGUAAGAGUGUCCUUUCCAAUGGGGUACCUGUUAAAGACCUGGUUCCAACUCUAUGGAAUUCAAUAAGCAUUUGCUACCUGACGAGAUUUGAUGGAAAGUAUAACAGCACUUUGCUAUCAUUAUUAUCACCAUUACUGGAGGUCACUUUAUUGUCGAAAAGACGUCAGAUUAUGUCUGAGGCCAUUUGCCUGUGGAGUAACACUUUUGGGAAAAAUGAAACAAACACUAAACUAGUUUAUACAUUAGAAUUGAGAGGUGCCCUGACUCAUUUCUGUUCUCUUCAAGAAGCAGCUGCUAGUAAUAUUACGCUCCCGAACUUUGAGCCACUUUAUCUUAAGCAGCACAGGUUUGCUACUGAUACUGAAGAUCUUUCCGAUGAGUCUCAGACCGUCCCUCUUGUACCAUGUACCCCUAACCCUCCUCCCUCUUACUCCACCUCUCUCCUCUUACAACCAGUCACCACUGUACCUUUCGUACCAUUCGCCACUCACCUGUCAACCACGGCUCACUCAAUUGCCUCUCCUUCACCCAGCGUUGCAAGCCCCACCCCUCUAAAAAGCACUGCAGGCUCCGCCCCUACCACUCCUAGUAGGUGUGGCUAUAAAAGAAUGUUAGAAGAUGAAGAUACUCAAGACUUUGUAGUCAUAGAGCCUCAGGUCAGUAAGAAGAGAAGAGUGUUGACAGAGCAUCAAAAGGAGGUACAGACGGAAAGAAGAGCUGACAUACCAGUGACUUAUACUACACUUGAUCCUUCAAUGGACACUCAACCUAACACUGGCAAUGAGGACUCUCAGUCAAGCAUUCAGUUCAAUAAUGUAUCUACAGCUGUACCUUCAAAUGAUGCAGCUGUAUCUUCUAAUGCUACUUCUGCUGUAUCUUCUAAUGUUGUGUCUUUAUCUGUUGCAGGUUCUCCAUCAAAAGCUGCUUCUCUCAUUCAGUCUAUUCCUGAUUCUCCUCCUCCUCAAGCUACAAACUUAUUACCACAAACCAUUGCACCAUUGAUCACUACACCGUCGACCAGUAUACCACUAACCACUGCACCAUUGAUCACUACACCAUUGACCAGUAAAUCAUUGACUGCUACACCACUAACCAGUAUUCCAUCGACCAGUACACCAUUAAUCACUACACCGUCGACCAGUACAGUAUUGAUUGCUACAUCGUUGACCAGUACACCACUGACCAGUAUACCAUUGACUGAUAAUGUUCCUUUAAGCACUGUAACUACACGUAUGAGUCCUUCACCAGGUACCACUCUACUUUCAGCCAGUGUACCAGUUACCACUCUACCUUCAGCCAGUGUACCAGUUACCACUCUACCUUUAGCCAGUAUACCAGGUACCACAACUCUACCUUCAUCCAGUGUACCAGGUACCACUCUACCUUCAUCCGGUGCACCAGUUACCACUCUACCUUCAUCCGGUGUACCAGUUACCACUCUACCUUCAUCCGGUGUACCAGUUACCACUGAUACUGUUCCAUUCUAUUCACCAGUAGCAUCAAUAUUGAAUGAAAGACCGCAGAGUCUACCAACAAGAGGGCGGGGCAGGGGGAGGGGCAGAGGAAGAAAGCCUCUUGAUAUCAAUAAUGUAUCAUCAAGCUCAGUUAGAGGAAGGGGGCGUGGUAGAGGGCGUGGUAGAGGAAGUAAACUAGUAUCAUCAUCUCAGAGUGAAACUAGUGAUGCUGAUAAUCCACCAACUGAAGUGAAGAGAAAGAGAGGUCGACCAAGAGGAGCUAAAAGCAAGAGAGCCAUACCUUUGUCUCCCCCUCUCUCCUUCUCUUCUCCUGUUCCUCAAACCCCUCCCUCUGCUCCUCAGACUCCUCCCUCUUCUGCUCCUCUUGUAAAUAAAAGUCCAAUUGAGAUGGCAUUGGAGGUAUUGCAAGAUGACAACUAUCCAAUGAAUAAGUUAGCUUCUUUAUGUUCUGCUGUCACUUCAUCUCCAACUUCUCUUACUACUACUGUAACUGCUGCACCUCUCACUAGACCCACUGCCACCUCUCCAUCCAUCAUACCCACUGCUCUGUCAACUGGCACCAUUGUACCUCCCACUGGACCACUUGUAUCUACCAUUGUACCGCCGGCUUUCAUGUAUAAUCCACUGACCACUCUACCAUUAGAUAGACCAGUAUCUUCAGUUAAUGUACUACCUCCUCCUUUAGUUACUGGCACCAAUACAACUCUAACGACGUACCAUAGUUUACCAUUGUCAACUAGUGUUAUUGGAGGAAGGAGGACCUCCUCCAAUGAUGGAGGACCACUAUCAACCUGUGUCACUCUUCCAGUGCCCAGUGUUGCUCCAGCAGGAGGUGAAGGUCCCUCUCUUGGUGUUAAAGGAGGGUGUUCAGAUGAUCCUUUAUCUGCUAAUGUUGAUAAAUUACAAAAGUUGUUUGAGAUUCAAGCUGACCCUCUUCUUCCCACUGAUACCACACCAUCCACUGAUAAUGAAACAAAUGAACAUGAAUCAAUGGAGAUAGGCAGUGAGGAAGAUUCCUCUAGUACUAAUACUUCAUCUGUCUCUAUUACAUCAUCUACUACUAAUACUGAUUUAUCUCUCAUGCCCAGUAUCACUAGCUCCAGUAGUAUAUCUGAGAGUCCAUUGCCACCAGUUAGUACAACUGAUAAUGCUACAUCUACUCAAUCUCUAACUCCUACCAUAACUACAUUAUCUCCAACUGAUGUUUCUUCUGUUCCUCCUCCCAUUGUUAUUUCAACCUCUACACAACAGCAGUCUACAUGUACAUCAACUGUAUCAACACAUACUUCUGGCCCUUCUAUAUCUAGUGCAUCAACUGUCUUGACACAUACAUGUACAACUGGCCCUUCUAUCAGUGCAUCAGUCUCCACUGUACAUGUUGCAGAUACAUCAUUAAAGCCACAUACUGAUAGCCUUAAUGAUGCUACUAAGACUAAGAAUGUUACAGUACCUAAACUGACAGUACUAGCUGGUAAAGUGGUCUCUUUAAUUAGUAAGACUGUUCCAAGCACACCAACACACCACCAGCCCUCACCUACCACUGGAGGGACACCUAUUGGCAUAUUGAAACAUGUCAGCCAGUUUGACACUCCUCUCUCUGGAUUAAAGAAUCGUCGAGUCCAGUUUGCUGACCCAGUUAUAAUGGGGAGACAAGAGCCACCAAUAUCCACAAUGGCAGGACCUGAGGGAGAGAAAAGCCAUUUUAGUAGAAGAAAGUCACCAUUUUCCUCAAGAAGGACACUGCAGCUAUCUAAUGGAGGAAGCAGCAAGGUAGCUGACCCACCACAGGCCACUGGCCCAGUGUUUCCAUCACUUGUUGAUUGUGAUACUCCAGUUGAAACAAUACUCCCAUCUUUAUCACCUUCUGGAAGAAAUACUGCUGGUCUUUCACAAGUCAUUCAUGCUAGGAAUAUUGCAACAAUUGGUAACCUCUCCACCCUCUCUGAGCAAGAAGUUACAACUUUGCCUAUUCGUUCACCAAAAGUGACCGUUUUGAGGACAGCUCUUAGACAUUUUGAAAAUGAUCUGACACAUCAUAGCAGUAGCAGUAGCAGCAAUAACAGUAAAAGGAAGCAGCAGCAUUCAACAAAUAAAGAGAUUGGACCAGUUAAGAAGAGACUAAAACUGCAAACCGACCCUCAGUCCCCCACCACUGCAACACCAGUAUCAGAUAUACUAACAACUGAUACUGGAGAUGUAAAUCAGGUUGAGGAGGUUUCAACUGCCGAUCAGAUAAGAGAUGAUAUUAUUGCUCAGGAUUCCUUACCUUUGUCAAUGGAGGAAGAACCAAUCGUAUUGCUCUCUGCAGUUUCUGAUAGUGAAUCAAAUAAUAGUCAAGAGAUCAUAAAUAAUGAUCAACUCAAAUCAUCUGAAGAUCAGCUUGAAUCAACUUCAGAAAUUAGUAAUAAUGAUAACAGUACGCCUUCUUCAACGUUCCCUUUCAAUGUUGAUUCUGAUAUCAGCGAAUCAGCAGCUAACAAUGUUAAUUCUAACGCUGAUUCUGAAUCCAGCAAUAGUAUUACUGAUAUCACUAUGAAUGAUGUUAAUAUGAGCACUAUCAGUGAAUCAGACAGAUUGAAUGCUGUAAUGCUUCAUGAUCACUGCUACUCAUCUACAGUUGAACCUUGUGUUGUUCCUAAGUCUAAUUCACAUACACCUCCAGUUACUGGAGGAGUUCUUCAGAUAAUCCCUCUGGUCUCUCUCAUUUCUAAUCCACAGCAGCUGCUUGUUAAUCCUCUAUCUGCGGUUUCAUUUCCAGUUUUUAAUAUUGAUGUGGCCCCAUCCACUGGGUCCAGUAAUAUUCCAUCUACUGGGCCUGUUAAUAUUUCAUCCACCGGGUCUGAUAAUAUUUUGUCCACUGGAUCUGAUAAUAUUGCAUCCACUGAGUUUGAUGAUAUUCCAUCUGCUGGGUCUCAUAAUAUUCCAUCCAUCGGGUCAGAUAAUAUUUUGUCCACUGGGUCUGAUAGUAUUCCAUCUACUGGGUCUGAUAGUAUUCCAUCUACUGGGUCUAAAAAUAUUUCAUCCAUCGGGUUUGGAGAUAUUCUAUAUACUCGGUCUAAUAAUAUUCCAUCUACUGGGUCUGAUGAUAUUCCAUCCACCAGGUCUGAUAAUAUUCCAUUCACCGGGUCUGAUAAUAUUUCAUCCACCGGGUCUGAUAAUAUUCCAUCCGCUGGUUCCGGUAAUGUUUUAUCAACAGAUAUCAAUUCAGCCAUUUGUUCUGGCAAUAUCCCACCCACUAGUUCUGAGACCUUUGAAAUACCUGAAGCUAUUUCACAGGAACUCUUCACUAGUAAUGAACCUGUUUCUACUGCUACCAGUGAAGAUCAUAAAGCUGAUUAUCUACAUAAAGAAGAAGAAGGAAAAGCUAAUGAAUCUGUUUCUACUGCUACUAUUGAAGAUCAUAAAACCAGUGUUGUACAUGAAGAAGAAGAAAGAGCAGAAGAGACUGAGAAAGAAGAGGAGAUCUGCCCACUGCAAUCUCUAGACAUGGAACAGGCUACUCCUCCAGCUAUUGUUAAUGAUGAUAGCUCAAUGGAAACCCAGGACAGUGCCCCCACGGAGCCCCCCUCGCAUGAUAAAAAACUUGAGGCAAUUUCUGAUGUUCCCCCUCACCUUGUUGCUCAAUAUUUACAAGCUCGAACUCACUCCAUUGAUGAUGAUGAAGAGCUUAAAAAAGUUGCCAAGAUUUGUCUAGCCAUAGCACACACUUAUUUUCAAAAGGAUUAGAAUGGUCUGACACAUUUGAGGCUAAUUUUUUGUGAUUUUUAAAAACUGUACUAUUAUUGCCAGUCAGUCAUCACUGACUUUUGGCAGUCAUUCAUUUAAACGACAUGUUAAUGCACAUGUACAUGUAGCUUACUACUUUAGUCUUAAAAAGAUAAUGUUGUGUUUAUAUUUGAUGCAUGAUUUUAGCAUGA